GUCACGAGCAGGAAUCAGGAAGGUGUGUGAGUGUUUUCAUCGGGAUCAGGACUUUGCAAGGUGCUAUGUUUAUUAGUAACUUUGUUUAUCGGGACUACGACAACCUCGGAAAAAUGUAGGAGUUUAUACACUACUUCAAUAUGGGUCUUAGGGAGUCAAAACUUUGCUUCCUCCCUUAUGAGGAAGCGACGAAGAGAGGUAAGUUUUCUUGUCACGAUUGAAAGACCUGUUCACCAGGUUAAGUAAGUUUCGAUGCAUGUUCCAGCUGAUUUUCGUUUUGUUUGUUUGAAACUCCUUCAGUUACAGACGAUGAAAUGCAACGACUUAGACUGGCCUUCAAACGAUGUUCCGGUGUCAGUGGGUUUAUGCCCCAACCGGUGUUUACCCGUGAAGUUCUUGGUGAUGGUGUACCUAACAAAGUGGCUGAGGUAAGGGAAUUGCAUCUUUACAUCGGAUUUCUUCUUUACCUUAAGCUUAAAUCUUAAACCCUAGAAAACAUUUCCUUUUGUGUUUCAGCAAAUUUACACAGCGUUUGGUGGUACAAACAAGGGAAUGACAUUUCGCGAUUUGCUCUGUGGUCUUGUGCUUCUAACCCGGGGCACACGCGAAGAGAAGAUAAAAUGUAAGUUUGUUAUAUGUUUGAUGUCCAAACAGUUGAAUUAAUCAUUACUCUUUUUAUCCUGUUUGAUAAUCCACUGCCAAAGAUUAGUGAUCUUUUGUCUUGUUUUUUUGUCUCUUGUUUUCCCUUGCAGUUAUUUUCAAUAUUUAUUCGACCGACGGAGCGUUCGUGUACAAAGAUAAUAUGGAAAGUUUGAUCCUUGCUUGUGAUGGAGGCAAUAUUCCUCAGCCGGUCGUGGAAUGCUUCUCUGAGGUAAUACUGGUUUCGUUAGCAGCGUUCAUGCAUGAGAUGUAGGAUUCCAUUUUUAGUUCGACAUGAAAACCUUAAAAGUGUCUUAACGGAUGAAAUACAAUAAGAUCUUGAUUUGUACUUCUGAUAUUUGAAGUGUACCAAGUCCGCUGAAGCCCAAAGGUCAAGCUUUCUUGAGAAAUUCUUUCCACGAGGUCACCAAGAUGUCUUUAACUGAAAUUAUUUUUCCAAAAUAUGUUUCAAGAAGUAUUAAAUUGUGAUGGCAUAGAACAGAUUCCAUCUAAGUGGUUUCUGUUGUAUUACUUGUGAUACUGAAUGCCAUUCAUUCAUUCUUCUUCCUGGAAACUCUUCUGAAUAUUGGUGCAACUACUUAGAUAAACAUGUUCUCUAGCUUUAUCCACAUAUCAAAUAUGGCUGGUUAAGAUUUUAAGCAAUAAGGGAUUUGGAGAGAGCAGUUUGUAAACGGAGUCAUCUUUUAGAAGGAGAAAUGUUGGCUUUUCUGUGUUUUUAAUGUGUAUUUUACCACACUUUAUGAGAAAUGUGAUACUAUUGGACAGAUGAAAGAUAUCAGAUUAUCUAUAGUAAAUGUGUUACUCAUGCUAUGAAAAUGGUGGAUAGUUGUUCAAGAGAAAAUGGAGUUCUGUUCGUUGUAGCACGAUCAUGGUUAUUGUUCCUUCAAAACAAGAGUGAGUUGAAAAAUUUUGAAUUAAUUAUUGCUUGAGGUGUUGAUGAAUUGCACCAAACAUUUUGAUUUGAGUACUUCAAUGGCAAGCUUUGUUGCAAGAUUCAUGAUUUGUUGAGUGUGUUGAUUAUAUUUUUCUGGAUUGAAAAAAUGGUUUGCUCAGUGCUAUCUCUAGAUGAAUGUCUGAUUAAAAUUAACUAUAGAUGAUUUUGUGUAUGUUUUUGAUGCCUGGAGAAAGUGAUCUUGUGAAGUCAUUUGUGUUUGGCCAAGGACAAAUUCAGAUACCAUCACUGACAUGUUUAUUUGAUUUUGUUAUCUGGAAUGAGUGAGUUAUGGAGAUAAGUUAAUAUGAUGUAAUCUACUAACAUUGAAAAUAUAUAAAGUCAAAGGAACAGUUUAGGUCUUGGUCCCUGUUUUUGUCAACAAAAUAAACAGGUACCACUUAAAAUGAUAAUACGUGCAAAGCUGUCAAUUUUUUCUCGAAUACUGCAUACAUGUGUUAAAUAUUCAAUAGUGACAUCUUGUUUGCAUCUACUGUAUUUACUUGUGUAUAAGUUGACCCCCGUUUUUAAGUUAAAAAAUUGGGUUUUUCAUCAUUUGUAGUCAAAGAAGUAAAAUUCAGACAGAUAGAAAUUUCCCAAAAGUUAAUCUCUUAUUUCUUGGAAUGUAUUGAAAGCACGGGGAAUUAAAAAACUGCAGAGCAAAAUGCAACCAAGUGCUUUGAAGUUUAUCAGCACUUGUUUAUAUCACCAUGAUUUAAGCACACAAGGACACUUUGAUUUAUGGGAGAAGUAUUUUACCAUAUUUUGUAAGUCGCAUUGAAAAUGAAAUCUUCUUGCAUUUAACAAACCUUUAUCUUAAUGUUGAGUUUGAAAGGAGAUUAAUUUGAGUAAAGUGAAGGAACACUGAAUAGCUUUGAAGGAUCGCAUGUAACAAGCAAGACCAUGUGAGACAAAGGCAUUUGCCAGGUUACUAAGUUACUGUAAUCAUUCAAUGAAAUCAAAAGUUCAGCACUGUAAACAACAGCCAAGCUGUUAGAAAAAAUGUGUGUUUUACAAUCCGAAGACACAAUAUAAAUCAGCUCUAGUAGCUUUGUGUUAAGCCACUCAAAAUUUAUUAUUCCAAAUUUUUUUUGUGAACGAGGAAUGUACUGAAAAGUGAUAAAACUCAAACACAAUUCGAACUGGUUUUAUAAACUUGGUUUUCCUUUGACUUCAGACAAUUGUUAUGCUAAUUUCUUGGAUUGCUUGGGUCAGGUCUAUGUGUAUGACUCAUGUAUAAGUUGAGGGUGAUUUUUUGGGCUGAUUUUUUGGUCCUAAAAGGUCGACUUAUACAUGAGUAAAUAUGAUACAUCUACUUUUAUUACUUUUAUUACGUUGGUAAUAAAAAUAUAUUAUCAAAAUUACGUUAUUACAUUUUAUUACUUUUGUUACUUUUAUUAUGUUGGUAAAAUCUGUACAGACAUUAUACCAACCAACUCAUGCAUAAAAUGAGAAGACUAUAUGAAGGCUUAACAUUUUAUUAAGAUCAAUUUUGAUCAAGAAAUGGGCCAGGAAUAUUACACAAUAGUGCAAAUAAUCGUGAAAGCUGAUUGCAGUAAAGCGAUUGCAUAAUACUCAAUAAGUUGUAAGAUGACAUGUUAUCACAUACCAAGUGAAAAAAAUCUUUAGAUUCUCAGUCUGGAUUUUGUACCCACUCUGCAGUCUGCCGUCUACAUUUUGCACCUGGUCUACAUUUUGUAUCCAGUCUGCAGUCUGUAUUUUGUACUAACAAGUAUCCAUGGCACCAAUAAAGUUUAUUUUUGGUUACAGUUAGUCGCACAACACGCACAAUCUACCACAAAAUAUCUGUGUGCGAGUUAAUUUAACAUUUUUGUUCUUUUCUGCAUUAAUAUUCUUCUUUUCUUUUGUAAAAAUGUAGACAUCACUUACAAUGUUCCAAUUAAUUCACCCAUCCCCAAAAAAUAACUCUUGCAUGCAUACCGUGCCUAUGUUUUUCUUUAGUGUUCAAAUGUUUAUUUUUGUUUACUUUGUAUUUUUUAAGUUUUUUCCCCUUUUUUAGGUGAAUUGAAAUUGAAAUUGGUUCAUUGAGAUUUUCUUCACUUCUUUUUGGUGGGUGAUUGGUGCUCUACAACCUGAGUUGAUCAGUAUAUAUUUUGGGUAAUUUAAGGCAAAACUCACUUACCUCACUGUAACCAAUCUCUACACUUUCCCUUGCAAAAUAAACACAAAAUUUAUUCAGGUUAGUAUCAAAAUACUCAAUGAUUUUUUUCCUUUUGCAGUUUGAUAGACUACCAUUUGAGGAGUUUUCAAAGUGGCUUUUAAGAAAUCCAGAUGUGACUACGCUUACCAGAUGGUUGCUCAUUGUUAGUAAUGGUUGCAGUAUCCAGUUAACUGAUAGCAGUGAGACUCCAACAUUUUACCAGACACUUGCCAGUGUUACCCACUGUAAGUUUUACAGUUUGAUACAAUGAGAAUUUCUAGUUAACAAUAGUGAUUUAUUUGGUUGAUGUAUUGGAGUUUUAUGGGAGGUUUUUGCAAGCUGUGAGUGGGUGGGAGAACUCUCUGUGAAAUCCUGAAGUUACUCACCCCACCCUAGAGAUGUUCAAUAGGAUAAAAUCUGUGCUUGUAAAUAAUUCAUCAACUCAAAGGCAGUGUUCAUAAUUUUUUCAAAUAUGGGCAGUUUCAAUUCCUUUUUUUCAUAACUCAUUCCUUGAAGAGAGAAAUAAUGAUUUCUUAAUUUAAAUUUGAAUAUUUAUUGCUUCAGUACAAGAGGCAGAUAUUAUGGAGCUGGAGAAGAGAUAUUGGAUACUAAAGGCUGGAACAAAAACUGGAAAAUUUGAUCUGGAUACAUUCACACCACUAGUAUCACCACCCAUUCCAAAGUGUCUAUGUAAAGGUUUGUGUUGAAUCCGUGAGUGUUAUUACUUAUUUGGAAUGAUACAAUGUCAUUUCAGUAGUUUUUUCCCUGGAAAGUCAUAUUGAAUCUAAGAACUUAACAGUUAUUGUGGUGGACUGUUUUCUUCCUUCAAAUUAAUUUUCUCUCAUUUUGGCAGUCUGUUGGUUUAUUUGUUUUUGUUAGUUUGGGUUGUUUAUGAGGUAAUGGCUUGGUAGCACAAGAAAUUUAUUUCAACUUAGAAUAAAAUUGAACCACAGUAUCUACAUGUUAUGGUUAAUAUUACAAGGAUAAAACAAGAAGUGCUAGGAGUUAUGACACUUGAUAAAGACUACUGGCCACACUAUACCAAGUUUAAGACUUCCACAACUAACAUUGAGUCAUCAGGUGUGAGUGAACAAAACUUGUUGGCAAUAUUCAAUGGCACUUUGAAUUUUUUUUAAUCCUAAAAUUAGACAUAUCUUUACCCAGAGGGGUAAUUUUGGUUAUUGCCUUAAGCUUUUAGGAAAGUGUAUUUUAGUUUAAUUCAUAAAUUCCUCUCAAAAUUUGGGUUUAAACACCCUUCCCUGUAUCCCUAAGAAUUCGUUUUAACAUCCCAAAAUUUAGAUAUUCUACUAAAAGUUUAUGUUUUGGAAGUCUGAUAUCAUUUGCAUCCUUUUAGAAGUUCUUAAAAGUAUGGAAUUUUGUAAUUUUUUUGUAACAUUCUUAUCCAAGGAUUGUUUAAUGCUUUUGAUGAAAAUCAAGAUGGCCACAUUGAUUUUCGUGAGCUAGCAUGUGGAAUUUCCAAAUGUUGCAGGGGAUCCAAUGCUGAGAGGCAAAAAUGUGAGUAACUUUAAAGGUAUUAAAAUUAUUUCAAGUACAUUUUCCAUUCAGAACUCAAACCAUCUGGUGACUUGUAGUGGGUUUUUUUUUCAAUUAUGUUGUCAUGACUUCAGAUGAGAUGAAAAUAAUAUCUGAGUCAGAGAUAGCCAUUCAAAAAUUAAAACUAAGUGAUUGCUUGUUGAGAAAUCUUUUAAUCCGCCACAGUGAACUCCUUUCAAUGUUGGUGAAAAAUGAAGAUUGCAUACAUCAUACGUCCUUGUACUAAAUGGUGUCUUCUUGUGUAGUGUUGUAACUUAAUUGUUUGAACCAAAAGUUCAAAACUCCUUUAAAACAGGCAACUGUAUUUAAGUUGUUAACAAAUUUAUUUUUUCCAUUAGUCUGCUUUAGGGUAUUUGAUGCUGAUGGAGAUGGCUUUCUGUCAAGAAGUGAAAUUGAAAUAAUGUGCAGGGGUUUAAUUGACAUCAGAAAGGAAAAUGCUGGAGAAAAGGUAAUACGAGACUAGUGGAAUAUUGAACUGGCCAACAUAGUACUCAGGUUAUAUCUUAAAUGUUUUUUUUUUGUGGGACCUUAGGAUACAAGUGCCAUCUGGGACAAGGAUGUGUCAUUGAUGGCAAUUGAAAUCUUGAGUGAUUGCAGCAAAGAUGAGGUAAAGUGAUCUUGUUUGUUACAAGUAUGUAAGCCACCAACAGGAUUGUUGAAAGCACAUUUGCUUCAGGUGUUGACUUGAUUUUAUCCAGAAUUUCUAUUUCUAUUUUUAAAGGAACAUAUAAGAUACCUCACCAGGUUUCUUAUUAGGAAUUCUAUAAUUCUCUGGCUAAUAUACAGAUUUCUUCAGCUUCUAUAGAUAAAUUUCUGGCUUAAUAUGAUGCCUUGACUUUUUUCUCCAUAAGAUCUGGAGCUUUUGCAUGUGUUUUUUUUGUCUAUUUAUACUAUUUUCCUGCAUUUUAGUACAUUUGUAGCUGAAAACCCUGUUUAACUGAACACAGUAGAUAUAGCUGUUGAUGUUAUGUUGUUUGGCUACAGAAACAUUUCUGUUGCAUUUGUCGUUCCACCAAUAUCUAAAGUUAGAUGUACCUUGUAUUUAGAACAUUAAUUGUGUUUAUCUUCCCUGGGGUGAUAAAUAUAUUUGGGACUAAACAAUUUUCUGUCUGUGAUUAGGAUGGUCAAAUUAGCUUAGAAGAGUAUAAGGAGUGGGCAUCUACACAUAGAUUUUCCCAUCUGUUUCCCAAGUUAUUGGUCCAGGUCAGUAAUGUUUGUAAAGUUAUUAUAUGUGACCUUACCUUCUUGUAUGGUAAUGUUUGGGUGUCCAAGAUGUUGUGGUAUGUUGAUUCUCACAACAGCAGCUUGUUUGUGCAAGUUGACUGCCUUACAAUUUGAUUUGUAUAUUAUGUUUUGUAGGUAUGUCACAUUGUUUUGGGGCUUAGACCAAUCACUAGAGAAGUAGAACUUCAAGUUGUGAGGUUUGUGCCACUGUUUCGAGAUAGAAAUGUUUUUCCACUUUUUUAAAUGUCUUUCUUGACUAAUUCAGUUCUUUAAAAAUUAUUUCUACAAUACUGGUUAUUCAAAGGGUUCUGUUAUUGUUUUUACAGAGGUUGGCUUGAGCGUGAGUACCAGCAUGACCUCAAUCCUGGUACCAUUUGGUAUCUUGUGGCUAUUUCUUGGUGGCGCAUAUGGAAAGAGUAUGUUAGUUAUCAGGUUUGUUAAUGUAUUCUGUAAAUUAUACCCAACUAACAAUACAAUUAAAGGUCUUUUAAUCAAAGGUCUUUUAAUCAAAACUUGUGAGCAGACAGCUUGAUGGAGGUCACCUUAUGAAAAUCCCAUGUUUGGAAAUUACCCAUUGUAGACAUUGCUGUGUUCAGUCUAGCCAUUGUUUCUUUUGUUUCUAGAGGAGUCCUCCUCAAGAAGUGGUAGUUAAACCUUCCAAUGACCAUCCAGAUGGUCAGCUUGUUUUCUAGAAUAUUUGGUUAGAUUAAGUUCCACAUAAUAUCUGCAUACCACUUUUAUUGUCAUUUUGUAGCCUUACAUCAGACGGUCAUCUACAGGGAAUCUCCGCAAGAAUGGUACAUUGCCAGCAAGAAUAAACCAAGUUCAUAAUGCCUCCUCUGGCAACCAAGGACAAGCUUGGAGUGGUGACUCUGCUUUAAAAACAAGAUCGUUGGGACGGCGUGAAUCUCAUCCAAUGUACAACCAGAGUAGUAAGGCAGUAAGUCCAACUGGGACAAUGAAUGGUCACUGUUCACAAGGAGCAGUAGCAUUAGGUACACAAGUGCCUGGUCCUGUCGAUAAUGUCCCACUUGUAGAACCUGACACAAGAAAGGUGAGCUUUGACAUCUUUUAUUUGGUGCUGUAAGCUUUUUUCUUUUAAAAUUAAGCCACACACAUGAUAAGGUGGUGAAUUGUUUAUCCAAGACUAAAUAGAUGUACUCUUUUAGGUAGCAUUAUCUGAAAAAAACUGUUUUGGGGUGCUUAACUAUGUCAAGAAUUGAAUGAGGAAAAAUCUUGCUAACAAACUUCUUAAACAUGUUGAAUUCAACUGAUUAGCCUCUGAUUAAACUAAUGUGAAGAAUCUUUAUGUGUAAUGAUAUUGUUCUUAACAGGAGUAGAUGACAGUGUAAUCAUUAAUUCAAAGAAUGAUUUAGUUACAAGAGUAUAUCUGUUGCUCUAGGUCAUGAUUUUAACCGGCGAAGGAGGAAAGUUGAAGCGUAACAUUCCUUUAUGCAGAGGAAGGGACUUUGAGAUCAUACCAGAACCUGUUUGGAGAGCUCUUCAGCAGUGGUAUGGAGGUGGACCAGCUCUCCCAAGAACGGUAACUCUAUUGUUACUUAAAUUAUAUUAUUAGUUGUCUUCUUGAUUGUGGUGUCACUCAACAAUCUUACUUAUUUGGUACUGUAUCACUCGUCUGCAUUUUGCAACCAUAAAGAACUCAUAUUUUUGUAAUUAGCCAAUGAAUUUAAUUUUUUAACGCACAAGUUUGUGUCCUUUUUCACUGUACACUUACAUAAUUUAUAUGAUCCCACAAAAAAUUGUAGAUUGAUGCUGCAUUCUACCGUAUGUAAUAGUGCUUCUUUAUUACUCAUCAAAAAUCAGGAUAAAUAUUAACAGGAGGAGGAUUAGUGGAUUUUUUUCUUUUUUAUACUUGAUGUGCAUAACACAGUUCAGUUAUGGCUAAUAUACACUUUUUUACCAUGCUAUCAUAAAUGGUCUGCUCGUUAAACAGGUCAUAACUCCUACAAAUGGUGAUCCAACCCCAGAAUUAGAGCUAUACCCAAUAAGUCUGCGACUGUUUAGACAUGCCCCUCCCCCUACAAGAGGUGGAAUUACAACAUGGACUGGGGUUGGAUUUGGAUUAAGUACGUUUGGUUUUGGUACCAGUUCUCUUACCACCCCUCAUGCCCCACCCAAAAGGUACCUGGCAUAUGUGGCAUCUUUUAGUCGGAUGAACACAUUACAACAGGUUAGUUGUCUUUUGACUGGGAAGUAGUGGUAUUUUCUGGUGUUUAUGUAAGUGGUACCUAGUAGUUGAUGUCAAAGGCACCAAACAGAGCAAGAUCUGAGGCAAUAUUUUACCCCUGGCUAUUGUGCUUGUGAUGUAUGAUGAUGAUUGGUGUAUGGAGGAUUGUCUGGCUGUAAAAAAAACAUUCAGACCCAUGAAUGUGUGUUUGUCCUAUCCAUGCAUCAUUUAAAUUUCGCAUAAUUUAGCAUAUUUCACACUUGUACAUCACUCAUCUAUUACACACCACUUGUGUUACUGUCAUUCACCUGUAGAUUAUUUGGUUUGAUAUUUAUUUAUUUCAGGUGUAUGACUAUCUCUGUGCACGACUCAGACUCCGCAUAGAAGAUAUGAGACUCUGGAGUUUGGAAGAUGAGGUAUAUAUGAAGUGGAAUUGUUCAUCAACUAAGUAAAUGCCUGUCUAAAUGAUCAACUGAACAACUGAUUUAGCGUUUCAUUUACUUAUGGAAUUAUUUUCUGGUCAACUGUUUAACUUGUUAUGCAGUUAACAUCUGUGCCUUGUCCUGAGAAAUUAGAGAGAUUUAUUUUUCUCUUGGAAUAUUACAUCUGGCAAUUUAAAUGACAAAUAUGUUGUUUUAGGGGGAAAAAGACAACAUUGUCAUAAACAUGACAGUAAUUCAGUGAAUGUUAUGUCAGACCUGCAAGAUAAUUUGUAUCCAGAAUGUCAGUAUCCACUUUGUGAAAUGAAUAAUGCAAUUUAAGUUAUUUUUAUAGGCUUUUCUUUCUAUAUUAAGUUACUUCAAUUCAUUGACAGAAUUACUUUUUUAUUGUUUGCACAGAAUAAACUACAGCUUUUAGAAGAAGACAAUUCUUCUUUGGAGAAGUUAGGAAUCACUGACAACCAUGCUGUUCUUAUUGAAGGUUUGUCACAGCAGCAGUCUAAUUGUUUGAAAGAGUUAUGGAAAAUAGAUGACAUGUUCUCAAAUAAACCAGUAAUAGUAUCAAAGGUAUUAGUUGUGAUGCUCCGUUUUCCCUCUCAAAAGUCAUCUUUCUUGAUCAACACAGGUCCAUGUGACAAACACAGGUAUCCCCUUUUUUGAUUUCUCCACUGCUUGUUCUUGCAAUUGCUGAUUAUGAAAGUCUCAUACUAAGCACAGGCCUGCUUAGGUAGAUCCCAAACUGGACUCCACCCCUGCAAGGAUCUGGAGUGAGACUUGAGUUAAUUUGUAUUUAUUACUAUCAUUAUUAUUAUUAUUAUUAUUAUUAUUAUUAUUAUUGUUGUUGUUGUUGUUUGUUGUUGUUGUUGUUGUUGUUGUUGUUGUUGUUGUUGUUAUUAUUAUUAUUAUUAUUCUAGUUCGAAACAGAGAUAUGAGUUGGCCAGAAGAGAUGUCCUCCUUGGCAAACAACAGAAGUCUUAGGGAGAAACUCAAUUUAGGUAGGUAUUUACAUGUAGUUGAAAAAGUCUCAGGGAGAUCAAUGUUGCAUUUAAGGGGUGUCUAAAUUUUUCCUAUUAUUUUCACAAAUGGUUAUCUGUGGUGGAAAAAGUGACUUUGGACAGAAAAGGGUUUUGCAGAUCUUUUAAAUAUGCAAAGUCAGCAAUAUAGGUCUUCUUUGAGACAGCACACUUGGCAUUAACGUAUAUGUUGUAUAUUUUGUUUUCUUUGGCAAGCACUGAAUCUGUUUUAACAUUUGUCCCAUCAGAACCAACAGAAAAAGGAGCCACAGGCCUCAGUAACUUGGGUAACACCUGCUUUAUGAACUCUGCACUGCAGUGUCUCAGUAAUACCCAACCCCUGACACAGUACUUCACAACUAAGUGCCACUUAUAUGAACUUAAUAGGUAUGUACUUUCCUAAAGAAUCUAAGAGAGCAAUUUUAACUUUUACUUUACACUGAAGUGUAAGCUCUUCUUACAAGAGAAAAACCAUUUAGCAGGAGGGUGUUGACUUGAUACAACAAUAAAUUACCUUAACUUAUGCACAGGGAAGUGUCUAGAGGUAAUUGGUAAUCAGAUUUGGACAUUUGAAGAUUGAAUUGAACUAAAAUUCUGCUGUGUAGGUAAAUUUCUCUUGGGGAAAAUGGAUCAAACCACAUUGCAUCAUGUUUAUUUUUCUUUUUGUGUUGAUUUUGAAAAUCUUAUGUUAUAUUUAAAUUGUGUUUUUAUAGGACCAACCCUCUUGGUAUGAAAGGGCACAUUGCACGUCGGUAUGGAGACCUUACUCAAGAUUUGUGGAGUGGCAGCUCCCGCAGCCUUGCUCCACUGAAACUCAGGGUAAGUAUAUGGAUCAAUAGAACUGUAUUAUUUUGUGGAUUUUUUUCUGUUACUUUUAAUUGUUAAUUAACUGAGUUUCAGAUUAAUCAAAACUUGAUACAUAUCAUUUAUCUCAUAGUGGACAAUAGGAAGGUAUGCUCCAAGAUUUAAUGGAUUUCAGCAGCAUGACUCCCAGGUCAGAGGAGAGACAUUUUGGAAAUACAGAAUAGUCAUAUUGUCAUAGACAUCCUAUUUACAAUGAUGUUUGGUUUGAUGAUAGGCAACUGAUCACUGAAAGAAUGCAAUUUCAGCAGCUAUUCAUUUAACUUCCCUUUCACAUCAGUUUUAAAAAAAUAUAUAUGGGUGACACUGAACUUUGCCAAGGAGUUCUACAGCAUACAAGGAUGCUACAUCUACUAUUGAUUGUUAACCCCUGUACUACACUUCUAAUCUUAGCUUGUUUUGUGAAAUCAUUGUUCUCCUUGAAAUUUAUGCAGUAGUUCUUUUUAAUAGGUCAUCUAGCAGUGUUAAUUUUAUAUAAUGUUGAUUGGAAAAACUAAAUUGCAUUAUGUCUUCUUUUCUGAUAUCUAUUUUUUGCUUUUCUUUUGAAAGGAAUUCUUGUCAUUCCUCUUGGAUGGUUUACAUGAGGACUUAAACAGGUGUGUUUGUGUUGUCAGCAUAUAUAAACUUUUUUUGAGGAGAUUGUGUAGCAUUAAAAAAUUCCCAGUAAGUUACUCGCACAGAUUGUCAAUGUGUUGUGUGCCUGGACAGUCAUAACAUGUCACUGGGGAGACUGAAUAGUGAUUUUUUUUCCCAUAGAGUUCAGCUCAAACCAUAUGUUGAACUUAAGGACAGUGAUGGUCGACCAGAUGAGGAAGUAGCACAUGAGGUAUCUGAACAAUUGAUUUUUUUUUCCUUACACUGUUAACAAUCCUUUUCUUAUGCUAAAAUUGUAUGGGCCAUCCAUGCCAUUGUCUGCAAUAAAGGUUAAAACUAUUUGGUACAAAGAGGAAGCACCAAACUUAUGACUCUGUUUUGUUAAGUUGCACUGGCAAUGAUACAGCCUCUAUGAUAUUCAAAGGGGACAUGUCGUAUGACUAUAAGUGGAAUGGUUUCAUGGAUAUUUUUGGACAAACUAAUGUAUGAAGAUGCAUUUUUCCUUUUUGUUUUAAUGAACAAAGUUAAUCCCUUUGUGUUAAUUAUAUGUACUUAUGUACAGAAUAUUGAUUUUGAUUUGUUACUUUUUCAGGCAUGGGAUAAUCAUCUAAAGAGGAAUCAAUCAGUUGUGGUGGACCUGUUUCAAGGCCAAGUAAAAAUUCAAUCAUUUCUCUCUAUUGUGAUUUCCCCUUUUUUGCUUGUAGAACUGCUUUACAUAUUGCCUCAAAGUGUGAUUUUGAACUCUCUUUAAAUAUGAAAUAUUUUAGUUUUGUAUCAGAUCAGUAAUUAUGAGAGUCACAUCAGUGAUUGUAAGUGGUUAAUUUGCAGCUCAAGUCUCAAGUCAGGUGUUUGGAGUGUGGCUAUGUCAGUGUUAGGUUUGACCCAUUCACUUUCCUCUCCUUGCCUCUCCCUAUGGACAACUCAAUAUAUGUUGAAGUUAUAGGUAAGUUUGCCAAUAAUCUUCCAAUUGGCUGUCACAGGUGUUGCAGCACGAGCAGAUAUGAUCCAGUAAGGCCCCUUACUAGUGUGCUCCCAAGUUUUCUGCUUGUGCUGUAACUUAAAUAACUUGUGAAACUUCAGCUUUUGCAGGGAAAAGUCAUGGGAAAUAAUAAAAUGUAGUUGUCUGAUAACAGAAUAGCAGGAAAUACUUUGGGUGAUCAAUGGUUUUCAAAUUAUGUCGAGUGAAGUUGACUCUUGAUUUUUGGUCAAGGAAAGCUUAAAAAAGAACCUAGAAAAGGUCAUGAAGAUGCUCAUAGUUUAUAAAUUUGGGAUGGUACAAAACCCUGUAUUUCCAAGAGUAACUAGCAUUCUAACAUGUCACUACUACAGAUGCUGAGCAGCAGCUGAGUGAUAAUUCUGUUGAAUUUCUAUUGUGUAGUUGUUCGACUGGAGGGGAAAACCCCUACAAAGUAUGGAUUGCUGUUGAAUAAUGAUGACAGAUACAAGGAUGUGAAAAGAGAACUGUCAAAAUACUGUGGGCUGGUGUGCUCACAGGUUCUCCUGGUUGAGAUAUUUGGGGCAUCUGUUAAGGUAGGUAGGAUGAAACACUGCUUUGGUUAUUUUCCAGUUAAUCCAGAAAUUGCACCUUUUUGUGUCCUCCUACUUAACAUGCCAGUGAGAAGACUCAAGCUACUCUUUGCAGAAUUCUUCAUCAGUUGAAAUCCACAAUACCUAUUUUUUUUCUUUUUGAGGAUCUUGGCUGUAUUUACAUAACCUUCCCCUUGGAGAGGUUUGGUGCAGUUAACUUGUGUCAGGAUCUUGCUCUUCUUUUAUCCUGGACAUCCAAAAUUUAACAAGUUCAAGAUUUCAAAAUUCUAUUGCAGCUGGUUCCUUUUUUAUACACUCAAGAUAAAAGUAAUUCUUUGUUUGAGUUUUGGCUGGGACCACUAUUGAACUGAGUAAAGAAUAACUUGUAGAUACAGUAAGAGUAGAUUCAGCUUGAGGUUCAAGAUAACAGCGAAUUUUUCCUGCUCAACAGAGUCUCCCAUCAGAUGUACAGAAGAUUCGUACAGCGUUAGCUGGGAUACUCUAUGCUUAUGAGAUUCCACCUCCUACAAUCUCCUGUGAAAAUGAUUGUGUGGGACCCAAUCCUUCAGAGGAGGACAAGGUUAUAUGUAAUUCAUCUGUUGUAGAGUCUGAGGAGCGAGAAUUUUGUACGACAAAUAAGGAUACAAACUGUCAAACAGAUGGAACCAUUUUCAACACUGUUUCAAACAGUGAUAGAACUGAGAGGAAAGGAAGCAAAUCUUCUGGAACAAAUUCUGAAAACGGCUCGGAGGAAAGCGAAACCCGGCUUCGAGUCCAAGAAGAUUGGUUUGCGGAUGGAAAAAAGAACAAGAAGAAAGGUUCUUCUAGUCCAAUUAGGAGAUUGAGUCCAAAACUGCGAAAGAAAAUUAGCCCUAAGUUUGGGGCAGGAUUUAGUUUGACUGCAACAUUAAGGAAGUCGUCUUCAUCAUCAUCUUCAACAGAAUUAGCUGAAGGAAAUUUUAAUACUAAUUCUGAUUCUGGCAUCAGUUUAAGUGUGGAAAAUUCUCCAAGUCACCAAACUGUUUCUUCACCUGUUAAUGUUAAUGCUGCUUCUGGACAUUCAAGUGUUUCGUCAACACCUACAACAGGACCUGCACCAUAUUUGGGCUAUUGUUUUAGUGGAUUUGUUGUUGCAAUGCACAGGAAAAUAGUAAGUUAUAUGUUGUUUAGUUUGUUGUUUCUAAAUCAUUGCUGAUCAGUAUUUGCAGUUUUUUUUCCAGUAUUAAAUUUCAUUUGACACAAUUUGUUUGUAAGGUUGUGUAGAUAUUCUGCUUCCAUUUUUCACGAAGUUAAAUGCUGGAAAAACGUUUUGGAGUGAUGUGAGUGUACGAAAACUGUUCUAUCUCUGCACUCAGGGCCGCAAUUUAAAAUAACUUAGGGUGAAAGGCUAGUCAUGAGCAUAAGAAACAAAAGAUUGUGAUAUAAUUGAAGCACAAAAUGACAUGUGCACCUCAGUCCGCUCAAGCACUCUUUUCUUUAUUUAGAUUCGUUUAGAUGCAUAUUUCCUUUCACCACAAAAGAAUCGCCCUGGUUUGUUUGGAAUCCCUGUCAUCAUACCAUGCUCAUCUAAAACAAGACAGUGUGAGUUGUAUGAGGGAGUCUGGACUCAAGUGGCCAGGCUACUAAGCCCACCAGCACCAGGAGACACAAACUGUAAGGAUGGGUAAGUUUGUGUUCGCUCCUGAUCCAGUAAGGUGUUUUCUAAAUUAAGAAAACCAAUUUGAUCUUUUUGUAUUUGUAUAUAGUGAUGCAGGGGACUAUCCGUUUGAGCUGCGGGCAGUUCAGAAGGACGGCCUCAUGUGUGCAUGGUGUCCGUGGUACAGGUGAGCACUCUUACUUUAUUGCACCACUGUAUGUUUUAGUGCGGCUUAAUGUGCCUGGGAAGCAAGAAAGGCACUGAGCAAAGCACUAGGCUUCCACCACUUCCCAGUACAAUAAAAUUUGUUAAUAAGUAGGAAGUGUACAACGUAGAGACUACCUUGGCAUAAAGUGCUCGAUGCUGUGGUAGCAGAGCUAAGUAUACAUAAGUUUAAGAAUUAAAGAGGAUGCAUCGAUUCUCUGUGACUCUGAGUUUCGCGCCUAAGCGCUCAUCAGACAGAACUUUCUGUCUGAUGAGCCCUUUGGCACGAAACUCAGAGUCACAGAGAAUCAAUGCGUCCUCUUUAAUUCUUUAACUUGUGUGUGUAAGGUAUGAUUAAACAAUCUUGUGUCUUUGCUAACUGUAGGUUCUGCCAUGGCUGUGUCAUUAAGUGCAGUGAGCAGGAGUUUGGCAGUAGCAGUUCAUACAUAGCUAUAGAGUGGGAUCCAACUACACUGCAUCUCAGAUACCAGAGCUCACAGGAAAAAGUGUCAACAGAACACGAGAGUGUGGAGAGAAGCAGGAAACUGCAGACAGAACCUAUUGACUUGUAUGAAUGUUUCAGAGCGUUCACUAAAGAAGAGGAGUUAGGGGAAGAUGAGCUGUGGUAUGUACAUGUCUCUGAAAUUUUAAUUAAGAGUAAUUGUCUCAACAACAUCAACAAAUAGCUAUUUUGUUGUAAGGAUUCCUAGGCUGAAAGAAACAAAGAUUUAGUAAGCUGUGCGUGAUGUGGAGUAAUUUACCAUGGCGUCUUGAAGUGAGUAUCACAAGUAAACAACACUGCUUGAGUCUAACACUCAAUGCUAUCACGGAUGACCAAUCACGAAUCAGAUUUAACACACUUGACUAACUAUCAGCUCUCCACUUGACUGUACUAAGAAGUUCUGAUCAGUUUGUCAAAACUCCAGUUACUUUUACUGGUUACUCUCACUAGUAAAGCAUGCUACAGCACAUCCUCGUUCACAUCCCUUGCUAUGAAAACCACUUAUUCAAAACUAUAUCUAAAUCUUAGGUAUUGCAACAAGUGUAAGAAACACAGAUUAGCAGUGAAGAAACUUGAUAUCUGGAGUCUCCCCCCAAUUUUGGUAAGAAUUUAGUUCUGCUCUGAUUCUUUUGUGCAGAAGUCCAAACUGGUGAGAUUAUUCUGAUGUUGGUAAUAAGCUUUUUAACUCGCUGAGGAAAAAUAUCUACUUAAUGCUUAAGUGUUUUUUUUUUAGUUCUGGGACGAGUUGUACUUUUCUAUUUAUGUGCUGGAAGGCGUUGAAGUAGCCAAUCCUAGCCGCAUGUAUCUUAUAACUACUGUCCACUUGUGCCGUCUUCUUUUUGCUUUGUAGAUUAUUCACUUGAAGCGGUUUCAGUUCGUAAAUGGCCACUGGGUAAAGUCUAAUAAAGUUGUGCAGUUUCCCAUGGAAGGUUUCGAUCCUUCAGCCUUCCUGGCCAAACGAUUUUUUCGCCCAAAUAGUGCAGGGAACUCAGAGUCAGGUGGAGUCACCACAGUAAAUGUCAAGAGCAGCGAGGAACCUGAACCCGAGGAGGAGCCUGGAGACAAGAAAGAGGAAGCGUCCCGCAAGGGUAGCGAGGUGAGGCUAUUUUGCACGCUUGUGUACCAGGUGGUUCUGGUGUCAGCAUGGAAAUGAUAUUAAGGUUACACUGAAAGAAUUGCACUCAGUCUUGAUCACAUACUUUGUUUUGUUGAUAUGGUGUAUUUAAUGAUAUGACAUAAAAAGUGAUCCUAAUCUUUCACCGACCAUCUUUCAUACUUAUAACGACAACUUUGAAACAAAUUUUGCAUCUGGUAGUAAGGUGUGCACACGUUUCAUGGCUGCUUACACUUUGAGGAGGGCUCUGAACUCUUUCCGUAGAAUCUUACCCAUAUUUUAUUGCAUUAAUAUUCUUUCAGGUCAUACACUUUACUUCCUUUUAAAAGUGACACAAACUUAACUAAGGAUUACUAAAUGAAGUAUAUCCCAACAGGAGUCGUCUUCCCAGAGUUCAUCUGGUGAACUGAGUUCCAGUCAGGUGGAACUAAACCAGACCAGCAAACCUCCUUCGCGCCAGUCCUCAUGUAUAAGCCUCAACUCAGCUAAAGUCCACCCUGAGGGGAUGCUGGAAAUGAAGCCUGUUGGCGAUGCCACCGUAAAUGCUACGAUCUCUGACGUCACGGAGCUAAAUUCUGUAGAUGAACGUAGAAGUGAAAGUGGCAGCAUGGCAGCGUUAAGGAGUGAAGGUUCACAGACAGAGACACCAACCUAUCGUAUUUAUGCUAUGUCGGUAUGUCUUAUUCAUUCGUGUACUCUCAAGCCAGCCAGAUAAAUCAAUGUCAAAAAUGUCCCUAAGUAUUUGAAUUAAUUCUUCUGUUGGACCACUGUUUUAUAUUUCUUUGUCCCUCUUAACUGACUUUCGGCCUGGGUAGGUUCUUAGUAUGUUCUGAAAAGUUUGGUUAAUCUCAUCCUGAACGUUCUUAUAAAAAGGUUUCUUUUAUUUAAAAAAAAAAGUGUUGAAUCUGACCACAUACAACAUGAACAAAUCAAGUGUAUAUCUUAAAUAUUUAAUACGUUUAUAUGAGAAACCCAUUGGUAGUACGUUUGGUACGUGUCAAACACGUCAUAUUGGUCUGGAACGCUUCUCGUGAACAUUCAAUAUGCUUUGUAAUCGUCAGUGUCACACUGGAGUACUGGGAGGAGGGCACUACAUUUCAUACGCGCACAACCCAAAUAACAGAUGGUACUGCUACAACGACAGUAGUUGCAAGGUUAGUUCAUAUAUAAAUACUUGUGGGGGUGGGGUGGGUGGAGGAAGAAAAAAGAACAGAAAAAAGGAAUAAGUCUAAUAAGAAAACAGAAGUGGCGUGCGUAAAAUUUUAGGAUUUUUUGCUCUCUGCUUUCUGUUGCCUCAAAAGGUGGAAAGAUAUUUGAGAGUUUAAGAGGCACGCAAAUGAAAAAUUAGUGAACGUGUGUGAAUUCAGAAAAAUCGACUUCCUUGUUUUUACCAUGACCAAUGAGAUAGUUAUCUGUUUUUCCAGGAGUGUGACAGCACCAAGCUACAAAAAGACUCACCCUACAUGCUGUUCUAUCAGCAAGACGGCAUGGACGAACGAGCGUUUCUUCCUAACUUCAGUGGCCAAACACCAGAUUCUGCAAGUGACGACGAGGAAUAUGAAAACGACGUGAAAAAACUUUGCAUCUUACAGUAAAACCCUAAAAAAUAUUCUGCACAGGAACAAAACUAAUUUAAAGACAAUUUUUCUAUUGAAACUUUUAUGGGAUGAACUCUUACGCAAAUGUAAAUUAUCAAAAAUGCUGUAAAUAUAUCGACAUAGAAAUUUUAUUUUUAAAUUCCCCUGGUAUCACACAAAUUAUGAAAGGAAUAAUAUUAGCGUACCCAUUAUUUGUUUGUGUGCUUUAAGCUCGUUGAAUUACUUUUUUCGAUGACAUUCUUCUGUGUCAAUGUGCGACAUAAAUUUUUUCCGGGAAGGGGGUCUGAGUAUUAUGGGAAAUUGAAUGAAAACUAAUUAUUUUUUUCCCAUUUUGAAUAUUCUUACGUAAUCUACUUAAAGCCCUGUGUAUUUUAUAAAAAUGCACAGAAGACUUGAUUUAACGUUGAUACAAAUGAGAGCCGCUGUAGAUUUCUUCAUUAACUCCCAGUAAGGAGUUUAAAGAAAACCACGACUGCAACGAGAACGUAGCGAAACGAAAGGUUUAAUGAGCAGAACAAUAACUUUGACCCUGCGUCUUAAAACGUUGUACAUUUUCAAGUCCUUCUCUCCAAGGCAACAGCGUUAAAUCGCCAAAUUUUGCGCACUCUGAGAAUGGGAACUCCGACAGUAAAGUAUUCACGUUUUUCCUUUAAACUCAACCCUACAUUCACAUGCUAUUCUGAAUGGAAGGUCUGACGCCGUCGUAGAAGGCAAGCUACUCUCAAAAUUCUCAGGAGAAAUUAAAUAUUUAUUUCAAUCAACAUUUUCCCAGGCCUUGCCGUUGUGACAUUCUAAACUCUCUUUUUCCAAGAUCCGUCUUUAUUAAGAGUGAAAGAAGACAGUGAGGUUUUCUUUUCAAAAGAAUAAGAGAUUGUGCGAAGCUCUAAAUAUACAAGGGGUCUUAUCAAGUGUUGUGACACGACACCAAAUUUCGUUUCAUGCAAAUAAACGUGAAAGUAAUUUUUUGCUUAGAUAGACAAACACGUGAAAGGGUAGAAAAACCAAAACGGAAUGAGCACACUUAAGGAUGGAGAAGAUAAACAUUUAUCUCAAAUGAUGGACUUAAAAAAUUGGCUUAUUUUGAAAAGUGCACAAACUGUUCUGAAACCCCUUUGAGAUUGUGUUCCAGCAAAGAAGUUGAAACAAUUCUUAACACUUAGCAGUGCAGCAAAAUAGACAAAAGAAAGAAAGGUUAUUCAUAGCUAAGCUUAAAAUGACUGUUUAGGUGGCUGUAAAGAAAGUUUUUGGAAUUUAGGUUUUAGGAUUUUUAAAGAUUUUUUCUAAUUAGCGUUGUAAAACUUUACUUAAGUAAUCUUAAUAGCCCAUCUAAAUAACGGGAAAUUUUAAAAAGGGUACUGACGAUGAAAAGUACUUAAUGAGCAAACUGCUCAAAGAGCGAAAAAAUUAAGUGAUCAAGUCUUUAGCUUGAAGAAUUUUGUUGUCAAAAGCCAGUUGAGGACAUCAAAAGCUUCCAUUUUUCUCUCUCUUUUUCAAUUUUACGGGAAGUUUUAGUCAGUCACAUUAUUAUCUAGUGCACUACGGUCAGUGUCUCUUGAAAGACUGGAGAGAUUUUUAAAGCUGUCCAAAGCAGUCUGGGGACUCCAGAAAUGCAGUCUAUCCUACACUAAGGUUUAAAUCCUGCGAGUUAUCAGUGUUAAAUUAAGCAGUUUGGCAGAUGAAAUUUUUCCUCCUUCUUUUCAUAAACCUCCAUAGUUUUCUGUUUACAAUCUGUUUGAGAUCUUUACAUGCAAAAUGUCGGUGUUUCCUGUUGAUGAAGUUCAUUAUACCUCUCGUAUGUUUGUAUGUUACUGCGCUCAGAACUCUUGUUUCUGUGUAGGAGCAAACGUGAUUAAUUUAGUGCCUUAAGACAAUAAAAGAUGCUUCUGUAAUUUUGCCAUUUGAUUUUGUAUUGAUAUGAUUUGGGUUCAC
Molecule: messenger RNA, 20136 nt
Organism: Pocillopora meandrina
Lineage: Eukaryota; Metazoa; Cnidaria; Anthozoa; Scleractinia; Pocilloporidae
Source: the annotation of a GenBank genome assembly